Molecule: messenger RNA, 2178 nt
Organism: Lodderomyces pseudojiufengensis
Lineage: Eukaryota; Fungi; Ascomycota; Pichiomycetes; Serinales; Debaryomycetaceae
Gene: GYP7
Product: Gyp7p
Exons: 1
Coding region: 1-2178 (725 amino acids)
Biological process (GO): activation of GTPase activity
Molecular function (GO): GTPase activator activity
Source: RefSeq, a predicted model, not a curated record
AUGUCAUUAUCAGCGAAAAGAAUAUUACAUCAAGGUGAAGUAGAAUUAUUAUUCGUCAAAUCAAAAGUUUAUUUACAUCCAACACCAUCGAAAAAGGAUAAUGUACCUGGAUUCCUUACACUUUCAAGAACUUCCAAUUCUACAAAUUUAGAUAUUAUAUUAUCAUAUUCUCCAGAAAAUACGUUAAGUAAAGAAGAAAUAGAUACAUAUAAUAAGAUUGAUGUUGAACAAGUUGAUUUAAAUUUAGCAUCUUUAAAAUAUAAUAAACAAGGUAAAGCACCAUUAAAUAGAAUUGUUCCUAAACCUAGUGCAUCCAUAUUAAGUUCAUAUUCUUUUACAACUACAUUAUCAUAUAUUUAUAGUAUACAAUUUAGAAAUCCGAGUCAUGGAUAUUGGUAUGGAAGUAUAAUAAUAAAUACUCAAGAUGGUGAAAAAUUACCAAUAAUGUUUUUUCAUGAUGAUGAAAGUUCUUCAACUAUUAAAAAUCAAAAAUUACAAAAUCAACAAUUUAAUCCUUUUGGUAUGGAUGAUAAUGGUGAAUUAUAUUGGGGAGCAAUUGAUUUUUUAAAAGUUUUAAAAUCUUUAAUAAAUGUUCAAAAAUCUUCAUUGGAACCAACUGUAUAUCUUAUAAAUCCAGAAUCAGAUGAUUUAAGAAAUUUUGCACCUUUCAAAAAAAAACCUGAACAACCAAAACCAAAUAAUGAUGUAUUUAAAUUACCUGAUGUUAAUAAAAUUUUUACAACUGCUAAAUGGAAAGUUUUAGAAACAGUUGCUACAUUUUCAGCAAGAACUAAGAAUCAAGUAUUAGAUUUAAUUGAAGAUAAUGCACCAGCUCCAAUCAAGGAAAUAAUAUAUCAACCAGAAGUAACUAAAAUUGGUGAUGAAUUUGAUUCAGCAAGAAUAUAUUUAGCUAAAUGGGCUCAACAAGUUAAAGAAGAAGCAGAAUUAAGUUCUCAAAAAUAUAUGUUAGAUGAUGAUAUUUAUAAUAAAUUAAAUAAAGAAUUAGGUUCAGAAGAAAUUUUAACUCAAGAAGAAAUAAAUCGUACUUCAAGAAGAGAAGAAAUAAGUAUACAAGAAUGGCAAGGAUUUUUUGAUCAUUCUGGAAGAUUAUGUAUAACAGUUGAAGAAGUUAAAAGUAGAAUAUUUCAUGGUGGAUUAGCACCAGAAGUUAGAAAAGAAGCAUGGUUAUUUUUAUUAAAUGUAUAUCCAUGGGAUUCAUCAACAGAAGAAAGAGAAAUUUUAAAUAAAUCUUAUGCAACAAGAUAUGAAGAAUUAAAAUUAAAAUGGGUAAAUGAUGAAGAUAAAAGAAAUACUGAAUUUUGGAAAGAUCAAAAAUUUAGAAUUGAAAAAGAUGUACAAAGAACAGAUAGAGGAAUUGAAAUUUUUAAAAACCCCGUUGGUGGAGAAUUAUUAGAAGAAGAUGAUCAAUUUGAUGUUUCAAACAUAAGAAAUGAACAUUUAUUUAAAAUGAGAGAAAUUUUAUUAACGUUUAAUGAAUAUAAUACUAAUUUAGGUUAUGUUCAAGGUAUGACUGAUCUUUUAUCACCAUUAUAUGUUGUUUUUCAAGAUGAAGUUUUAACUUUUUGGGCAUUUUCUAAUUUUAUGAUAAGAAUGGAAAGAAAUUUUUUAAGAGAUCAAAGUGGUAUGAAAAAACAAAUGAAUACAUUAAAUAAAUUAUUACAAUUUACAUUACCUAAUUUAUAUAAACAUUUAGAAUCAUGUCAAUCAAAUGAUUUAUUUUUCUUUUUUAGAAUGUUAUUAGUAUGGUUUAAAAGAGAAUUAAAUUGGGAACAAGUAAAUAGAUUAUGGGAAAUUUUAUGGACUGAUUAUUAUUCAUCACAAUUUCAUUUAUUUUUUGCUUUAGGAAUAUUAAGUGAUAAUGAAAGAAUAGUAGUACAAAAUUUAAAACAAUUUGAUGAAGUUUUAAAAUAUUUUAAUGAUUUACUGGGUCAUUUACAAUUAAAUCCUUUAUUAAUAAGAUCAGAAAUUUUAUUCUUAAAAUUUAAAAGAAUGUUAAAUAUUAUUGAUAGAGAUAAUAGUUUACAAAAAAUUGGAGCUGAUCCUUAUGAAACGACCAAUGUGUCUGAUGAAAUUGGUGAAGAUUUGAGGGAACUAUUGAAAAGAGACUUGGUUAUACAGAAAGAAGUUGAAAGACCAGAGGGAGUCGGUGGUGGUUGA